This is a messenger RNA of Boeremia exigua, 1142 nucleotides long. RefSeq lists its product as uncharacterized. NCBI's taxonomy places the organism in Eukaryota, Fungi, Ascomycota, Dothideomycetes, Pleosporales, Didymellaceae. The transcript has a single exon. The coding region runs from base 124 to 963 and encodes 279 amino acids. The record is from RefSeq and is a predicted model, not a curated record.
GUGGGAACCUGAUGUGGACAACGACACUUAGACUAGCUGUAGGCCGCGUGGGAGCGCAUGUAUGUAUCAUCUGACAACUUACAUUGAAGACCGCUGCGCCAUCACUGCAAGACGCUGGCUGUCAUGGAAGCCUCAACAACGCCCCCAAAGGUCGCUCAACCCCUUUCCGAAUUCACCACUAUCGGCCACAACACCUACCUCUGGGCCCCAUCGUCCCGCAAUCCCAAGUUGCCUCUGAUCUUGUUAUUUGCUUGGAAUGCUGCAGCCGCCAAGCAUAUUGCGAAGUAUACAGCCUCCUACCAACGUCUCUUUCCCGGCUCCGGGAUCGUUCUUGUACGGUGCUAUACGUCCGACAUGUUCACACGCAGCGCGCGCUAUCCGACUCUCCUGGCUCCGGCUCUCGAUUACGCUCAUCAGCACACAGACGCAGGCGGCGAGUUGCUGGUGCACAGCUUCUCCAAUGGCGGAGGCAACCAAAUCAAUGAAUUUGUCAAGGCUUGGAGAGCCAGGUAUGACGGCAAAUUGCCUAUGAGAGUGCAAAUUAUGGACUCAAGUCCAACAAAAGGACCGUGGAUGAAAAGUUACGCUGCUAUCUCUGCUGGGCUGCCAAAAUCGUGGUUUUGGAAGUGGUUUGGGGGAGUAUUGGUGCAUUUGCUCUUGUUUUGCUCGUUCGUGGUCAACGUGGCAAGGAGGAAGGAGAAUAAGAUGGUGGUUCUGUGUCGGGAAUUGAAUGAUGAAAGAACAUUUGAUAACUUGAUACCUAGGGUUUAUUUGUACAGUCGGGUGGAUGAGAUGGUAGGGUGCGAAGAGGUUGAGGAGCAUGCUGCUAUUGCGCGAAGCAAAGGCUGGGACGUCACGAUGGUGAGAUUUGAAAAGAGCGCGCAUUGCGGGCAUAUCAGGGAAGAUGAGGGCAAAUACUGGGCCGCAAUAUUGGAAGCGUGGAGGAACGGCAAGUGCAGGUGAUGUUCCUUAUACAUUUCCGAUAUACAAUCGUUGUGCAACUAGAGACGAAUUGCCACCAUUGACAAGUAUAUAUUCCACAAUAGACCACAGAAGCUAAGAAAGAUCAUACGUCGCUCGACUGCGCAGUAGGUGGUACUGAAGAAGUUGGCAAUGGGCCAAACCUUGUACGAGUCCCAGAU